Molecule: messenger RNA, 3281 nt
Organism: Anolis carolinensis (green anole)
Lineage: Eukaryota; Metazoa; Chordata; Lepidosauria; Squamata; Anolidae
Gene: jund
Product: JunD proto-oncogene, AP-1 transcription factor subunit
Exons: 1
Coding region: 47-832 (261 amino acids)
Biological process (GO): regulation of transcription by RNA polymerase II; regulation of cell cycle; regulation of cell population proliferation
Cellular component (GO): transcription regulator complex
Molecular function (GO): transcription factor binding; RNA polymerase II cis-regulatory region sequence-specific DNA binding; DNA-binding transcription factor activity, RNA polymerase II-specific
Source: RefSeq, a predicted model, not a curated record
CGCGAGGCGGGUGAGGUCAUUCGACGCGGGGCGCGAGCGGGGAGGGAUGGAGAUCCCCUUCUACCACGACGAGGGGCAAGCCGACAAAGCGGAGAACAACCACCACAACCACCACCACAAUCCCCGAGGCCUGCCUCUCGCUCUGCCGUCGACGAGCCGGGAGGCGGAGGCGGCGGAGCUGGGCCUGCUCAAGCUGGCCUCGCCGGAGCUGGAGCGCCUCAUCAUCCAGUCCAACGGGCUGGUCACCACCACGCCGACAGGGGGCGCCGGCGGGAGUGGGAGCGGGCCCGUCUUCCCGUUCCCCAAGGCCAGCGAGGAGCAGGAGUUCGCGGCGGGCUUCGUGAAGGCCCUGGAGCACCUCCACCACCAGGGGGACGAGCAGCAGCAGCAGCAGCAACAUCCGGGCACCCCGGCCGCGUCCAGCCUGGUCUACGCCACCUUGAGCCCCUUCGGCGCCUUCGAGGGCCCGCCCCUUCCGGCCCUGCUGAAGGACGAGCCGCAGACCGUGCCGGAAGCGCCCUCCUCGGCCAGCCCGCCGCUCUCGCCCAUCGACAUGGACAGCCAGGAGCGCAUCAAGGCGGAGCGGAAGCGGCUCCGGAACCGCAUCGCGGCCUCCAAGUGCCGGCGGAGGAAGCUGGAGCGCAUCUCCCGCCUGGAGGAGAAGGUCAAGAGCCUCAAGAGCCAGAACACCGAGCUGGCCUCCACCGCCUCGCUCCUCCGCCAGCAGGUGGCGCAGCUCAAGCAGAAGGUGCUCAGCCACGUCAACUCCGGCUGCCAGCUCCUCCCCCGCCAGCAGGCGGCGCCCCCGGCCCACCCCGUCGCCGCCUACUGAGCAUGCGCGGACGCUCCGGACUCACGCCCCUCCCGCCCGCUUGGGGGGAGGAGCAAGGACUCCUCGGAGGCACCGCGAGGGUGGACAGAGGACUCGUGGGGCGUUUGGACUCCUAAGGGGGCUUGGAGGACCCAUGGUGAUGUUAGGGGGUCAAGAAGGGGCCCUUCUUACUUGGAAUUGCAAUCAAAGGGGGGCAGAGGACCCAUGGUGAUGUUUUGGACUCCUAAGGGGGGGGGAUAGAGGACCCAUGGUGAUGUUAUGGGGGUCCUAAGUGGGGGGGGAUAGAGGACCCAUGGUGAUGUUAUGGGGUCAAGAAAGGGCCCUUUCCUGCUUGGAAUUGCCUAUUUUGGGGAGAAAAGCAGCCCCCAAUGCAAUCAAAGGGGGGCAGAGGACCCAUGGUGAUGAUUUGGGGGUCCUAAGUGGGGUUGGAAGACCCAUGGUGAUGUUAUGGGGUCAAGAAAGGGCCCCUUCCUGCUUGGAAUUGCCUGUUUUGGGGGGGGAAAGCAGCCCCCAGUGCAAUCAAAGGGGGGCAGAGGACCCAUGAUGAUGUUUUGGGGGUUCUAAGUGGGUUUGGAGGACCCAUGGUGAUGUUAUGGGGGUCCUAAGUGGGGUUGGAAGACCCAUGGUGAUGUUAUGGGGUCAAGAAAGGGCCCCUUCCUGCUUGGAAUUGCCUGUUUUGGGGGGGAAAAGCAGCCCCCAAUGCAAUCAAAGGGGGGCAGAGGACCCAUGAUGAUGUUUUGGGGGUUCUAAGUGGGUUUGGAAGACCCAUGGUGAUGUUAUGGGAGUCCUAAGGGGGGAUAGUGGACCCAUGGUGAUGUUAGGGGGUCAAGAAGGGGCCCUUCUUACUUGGAAUUGCAAUCAAAGGGGGGCAGAGGACCCAUGGUGAUGAUUUGGGGGUCCUAAGUGGGGUUGGAGGACCCAUUGUGAUGUUAUGGGGUCAAGAAGGGUCCCUUCCUGCUUGGAAGUGCCUGUUUUGGGGAGAAAAGCAGCCCCCAAUGCAAUCAAAGGGAGGCAGAGGACCCAUGGUGAUAUUUUGGACUCCUAAUGGGGGGAUAGAGGACCCAUGGUGAUGUUUAGGGGGUCCUAAGUGGGGUUGGAAAACCCAUGGUGAUGUUUUGGGGUCAAGAAAGGGCCCUUCCUGCUUGGAAGCACCACCCCUCAUGUUGAUAUCCUCAUAGGACAGAAAAGGAACCCCUCACAAUGUUUUGGGGAGGUGGGAGCACCCCUUGUUUGCCAUCAGAGGGGGGGGGGAUAGAGGACCCAUGGUGAUGUUAUGGGGUCAAGAAGGGGCCUUUUCUGCUUGGAAUUGCCUGUUUUGGGGAGAAAAGCAGCCCCUAAUGCAAUCAAAAGGGGGAUGGAGGACCCAUGGUGAUGUUAUGGGGGUCCCAAGGGGGGGGGGAUAGAGGACCCAUGGUGAUGUUUUGGGGUCCUGCUUUGGAAGCACAUCCCCUCGUGUUAGUAUCCUCUCAAUGUUUUAGGGGGAUAGAGGACCCGCAGUGAUGUUCUGGGCUCUUCCUGCUUGGAGGCACAGAUCUGGGGGAGAAAGGGGGACACAUCUUGCCAUCUCCCUUGUGUGGGUAUCCUCAUAGGACACCCUACCCCUCCAGAGGACACCUCACCCCUCCAGGGGACAAGAUGGCACAGUCAAGGCCGUCUUUAUCCCUAGCAUCCCAAGCAUCCCAAUGCAAUAAACUGGGGGAUAGAAGACUUAUGGUGAUGUUUUGGAGUUAAGAAAAGGGGACCUAAGCACAAGGAAGGUCACCUUCCCUAGAUUUUGGGGAGAAAAGGGGUCACAUCUUGCCUUCCCCCCUUGUGUGGGUACCUCAUAGGACACCCUACCCCUUCUAGAGGGCACUCCACCCUUCCAGAAGUCAGGAAAGUAGCCCUCCAUGCAGUUAAAGGGGAGGGGGGUAGAGGACCCAUGUUGAUGUUUUGGGGUGAACAGGGGCCCCUUUCUGCUUGGAAGCGCAGAUUUGGGGGAGAAAGGGGAACACAUGCUGCCAUCCCCUUGUGUUGGUAUCCUCAUAUGACACCCCACCCCCAUCCAGAGGACACUCUACCCCUCUGGAGAACAGAAAAGGAGUCUCCUAUUUAUUUUGCGGAGAGGAAAAGGCCGGCACUGCUUCCCAAGACUUGGCACGACUGUCCAACCCCUCCGAUGCAGGAAGAAGAGGGAAGUUGCAGCCGGGAAAGUGGCCGCUUCCCGUGGAACGUUGGAUCGUACGGACACCUGCCACCGUUCCCAAUUCUUUGGGAUCUGCCUUAGACUCCCCCCUCCUUAUUUGCUUCUUUCUCCACCCACUGUAUUUAUGUUAAUAGGAAGCCCUUGGUCUUUUAUUUUUAUUUUGGGGGGGGGGAAUCUUUUGUUUUGAUCCUGUAUUAUUGCUCUUCCUCCUCCGUGCCACAUUCCAAGGUGCAGUAAAACCCUGCAGGAAUUGACAAAAGCCUG